Motacilla alba alba is the source of this 4014-nucleotide messenger RNA. It is a transcript of the gene SOSTDC1, whose product is annotated as sclerostin domain containing 1. Gene Ontology annotation, biological process: negative regulation of BMP signaling pathway; negative regulation of Wnt signaling pathway. Bases 2492 to 3112 code for a protein of 206 amino acids. Lineage: Eukaryota; Metazoa; Chordata; Aves; Passeriformes; Motacillidae. The transcript has 2 exons. Gene Ontology annotation, molecular function: BMP binding. The record is from RefSeq and is a predicted model, not a curated record.
UCAAAGCAGGGAGGCUGACACUACUGACCAAGAAACUGAAAUCACAAUAUUUUCAUACAAUGUAUGUAAACAAGUCGGAAACAUAAAUAAAAUUAAAACAAUGUCUACUCUGUGUCUAGUGCACAGAAAAAUGAAGUGAUCUGCAUUAUCUUUCCUGUGGCAAGUUCAGGGCCAAACUUCUCCUUUAUGAAGGCAGUAAGAGGCUUUUCUUGAGGUCUUCCUUCUCUAAGUGACAAGACCAAGAGAUGUACGUGACAAACCUAAUGGAUUAAUCUAGACUAAAUUUGAAAGGAUACUUUCAUUGAAAGCUUUCAUUGAAAGCUGAAAAGGUUGAGGCCUAGCAAGCUCCUUGUAGACCAAGCCCUAUAACAACUCCAAAGUCCCAUUAAUUUUCCCUGUGAGAAGAUUAUAUGCCUUAUUUCAAAGAAAAUAGCUCUCAAGGUAACCUCUGACUUUUUAAAGACUUGUCUAAUGUGGGAAAAUCUCUUUACUAGGAAGAGGUAUCCUGACUGGUAUACACAGGUACUGUGAAUAACUGGAAAAUUGGUUCCGUGCUUUUAAUUACAGCGUCUCAGUUCAGCACAGAGAUUAUCCUGCAGGGUAGGCGAGAUGUGUAAAGAUCUGUAUGAUCUGUGAAUAUGAAAAAAAAAUUAAGUAGGACUUCAACAUCUACAAGACUCACUGCUGUUGAAAAAAAAAAAAAAGCAGCUCAAAUAUUAAUGAUCUGAAAUGUACAUAUAUUUUUUGAUUGCUUAAAAAAACUUGGUUUUCUAAGGGAAGGUAAAAUGUAUAUCUUUGCUUUUGGGGUUAGAUUAGAUUCUCCAUGAGAGUAGAACAUGGCAUUUUGUAAGGGGUUAGCAGUGAUCCCACUCCUCCAUACAUUACCCUGCUGAAAGAUCUCACUCUGCCUUGCAACAUUCUUGUUAUUCCAGAACUGGGUUGGGCUAGUCAUAAUAGAUGCAGGCAAUCAACUCAACUUCCCCACACACAGCUCUGCCAGUAAAACUCACUUCACCUUGCAACACUCCUGUUUUUCCUGUGUCCUUUAAGCAAAAGCUAUCAGUCUGGCACUCACUGUGGAUGUGUCCUUACUCCUGCUGAAAUCCAGGAUAACUUUCUUAGUGAUGCAAGAGGAAAGUUGCUGUGACUAGUCUGCUUGUGACUAGGGUGAAACAAAGUUGUCUUCUCUGAAUGACAGAUUUUGAUCCUGGCAAUAGACGUAACUAACCUGUGUUCCACUUAUGAUUUUAUUACAGCAAUAAAAUCCAGUGUGACUUUAGAUACCAACUUAAUUACAGAGAGUGUAAGUGAGAUUACAGUCUAAUCUUUACAUAAUAUGGCCUUCUACAAGGCUGUGCUUUUUCCCAAGAAAAGGGUUUCCUUUUUAGUUAGAACACUAGAGUUUUCAGUGUUGAUCAUAGUUGUUUUAUUUAUUUUGAAAAUAAUUAGAGCAUUCACCAUGAUGCAGGCAAGUAUUGGCCUACUGGCAAUAUCUCAGUUACACUGGCAUUUGUACCUGGGCCAUGCAAUUUUAUGUAAAAUCAAGUAAGUGCAUGCCACAACAAAGAAGUAUGCCAAAGUUAGGAUUAGUCUUCCAAAAUUUUGGAAAAAAAAAUUGCAUUUUUUCUCUUUGUUUCUUUAUCAAAUGAAAUAAUACAUUAAAUAUAAGAAUGCUCUAGGCAAUGUAAAAAACUAAAAAAGACUAGUUUGGUGAAUGAGCAUGGUGAGAGGCUAUGAAUAUGGAUAUGUUUGUACUAAGGAGCCUAGAGGAGACACUUUUUAUGUGUGGUGAUACAGAAAUACAGACUUAUAACUCUGCACACCAGAGAAAGAAUAUUCCCCUAAACCAAGUAAUUUCCUUUGCAGAACUCCCUGUUGAUCAAAGCUGCAUAAUUUAAAGCAUCUAGAAGCAGCUUUAAAUUAUUCACAAUAUUUUUUAAAAAUAAUUUUGGUAUAUUGCAGACAGUAUUUGUGUAACUUGCAGUCUUCUGUAAGUUCUAUAAAUUUGCAUCCGUAUAGAGCUCAUCUCAGUUUGGGAAGAGGGUACAUAACUUUGCAUAAGUUGGGCAAGAGAGACUCAUUCUGAUACCGCAUUAGUCACAUUAUGCCACAGUGCCAGAGCAUGCAGGACCAUAGGGAAUGGAAGGGCAGAGCCGGCAGUCUCUAGGUCUCAGCCUGAAUGCUGCUGUGUGCUGGUUCCCAAGAGUUUUCUGAUACCCUCAAAAGCCCCAAAUAGGAAUCCUGCAAUUAGUGCAUCUAACUCCUCCUUUACUGCAGUCUUCUCUCCUAUUGGUGAAAGGUCUUCGCAGCUCAUGUAGGGACCCCACCCCUUUUGUGGGUUUUCAUUCUGAAGCUAUCCACAACUUUACACCUGAAUGAAUGCCAAACCUCUCUGAAUAUAUAAAGGAAACCUGCAAGAGCAAUUUCAGUUACACAGAAGAAGCAGAAGGAAAAGAUUUCAUCCAGCUUUGUCAGACAGCCUGAACCAGCCAUGCUUCUCCCUGCCAUUCACUUCUACGGCUUUCUCCUGGCUUGCAUCUUCACGAGAAGCUACUUGGCUUUCAAGAACGAUGCCACAGAGAUACUUUAUUCUCACGUUGUUAAACCCGCUGCGGCGAGCCCAAGUAGCAACAGCACGUUGAAUCAAGCUAGGAACGGAGGCAGGCACUACACCAGCGCUGGAUCCGACCGUAACAAUCGCGUUCAAGUUGGUUGUCGAGAACUGAGAUCCACCAAGUACAUCUCAGAUGGCCAGUGCACCAGCAUUAAUCCCCUGAAAGAACUGGUGUGUGCUGGUGAAUGCCUCCCUUUGCCACUGCUGCCCAACUGGAUUGGAGGAGGUUACGGAACCAAGUACUGGAGCAGGCGGAGCUCGCAGGAGUGGAGAUGUGUCAAUGACAAAACUCGCACUCAGAGGAUCCAGCUUCAGUGCCAGGAUGGAAGUAUAAGAACCUACAAAAUAACUGUGGUCACGGCCUGCAAGUGCAAGCGAUACACCAGGCAGCACAAUGAGUCCAGCCACAACUUCGAGGGAACCUCUCAAGCAAAACCCAUCCAGCACCACAAAGAAAGGAAAAGAGCCAGUAAAUCCAGCAAGCAUAGUACAAGUUAGAAGUCAAACAUUUUCCGCUCUCUCAUCUCCCUCUCCUUGUGCCAAAAUUGAACUCACCUGUAACCAUUUGCUUUACCAUUCUGACUGCUUAAAGACAAGUCUGCCAUUGCUGUGUUCUCAGUUGACACUACAUGCUUAUUGCUUUGACCAAAAUCAAAAGGGGCAUUCUCAGCAUAUGGACUUUUUGGGUGAUUUUCCAAAUGCUCAAGAUGGGGAAUAAUACAAGCCUUCCAAAACCACACUAUAAACUUUUACAAUUUCUCCAGCCAUGGAAGCAAAGAAAAUUUGCCAAGAGUAUUCACCGAAGUCAAUUUUGUAAAAUGAUGCUUUGUUGUGUGUUUUCCUGAGAACAUUUAUCACAUCUAUUGCCUUUUAUAUCAUGUUUUAUGAUCUUCUGACAACAGCUUAAAAUACAACACCUUGUAUCUGCUUUCAGAUUAAUUCUAAAAAAAAGUGCUUUGCAUGCUCACCUUUCUCUUAUCUCAGUAUACCAAAAAAUUAAAAUAUGCAUGGCAGCAAUCAAAAAGUAAAGCUGAACAAACUAUUUAUUUGUUGUUGUAAUUAUUUAAUGAGCUUUUAUGUGUAUUUCCCUUCAAAAUUUCCUUAUGUUUAUAGCUUUUCAUAUGCAUCAAAGUAUUUUCCUAUGAUUUGGGGCUGGAUUAGAACAUACAUUUUGUAGAUAAUGUAAAAUAGACAUUUUAGCAUUUAGGUAUAUAUAUUUUAAUUUUGAACAUUCAUAGACUUAGGUGUUAUUUUGACAUAGCAACAUAAAAACUGUAUUUUUCAUUCUUCAUCUUGUAUUAUUUUUGUUUAAAAAGAGUGCAAUCAAAAGACAGAUAUGACUUCCUUUCAAAUUCAUUGGUUUCUUUUUUUUUUUUACAAAAAUAAACACUGCUAAAAAA